This is a messenger RNA of Choloepus didactylus (southern two-toed sloth), 1264 nucleotides long. It is a transcript of the gene KCNE5, whose product is annotated as potassium voltage-gated channel subfamily E regulatory subunit 5. The transcript is spliced from 2 exons. Lineage: Eukaryota; Metazoa; Chordata; Mammalia; Pilosa; Megalonychidae. The record is from RefSeq and is a predicted model, not a curated record. Gene Ontology annotation, biological process: regulation of ventricular cardiac muscle cell membrane repolarization; ventricular cardiac muscle cell action potential; potassium ion export across plasma membrane. The coding region runs from base 192 to 617 and encodes 141 amino acids. Gene Ontology annotation, cellular component: membrane. Gene Ontology annotation, molecular function: voltage-gated potassium channel activity involved in ventricular cardiac muscle cell action potential repolarization; delayed rectifier potassium channel activity; potassium channel regulator activity.
AGGAGUCCUUGGCGGGCGGCGCCCCCAGCCUCUGUGCCGCCCGCCCAAGAGCUGGGUGCUGCUGCCGCCGCCGCCGUCGCCGUCGCCGCGCCCCGCACCCGGCACCCAGCUCGCUCACUCCGCUCGCUUCCCCUCGCCCACGGGGAAAGGUCAGCAGCGUCCUGGAGUCGCCGUGUCGUUCCCCGACAGCCAUGAACUGCAGCGAGAGCCAGCGGCUGCGAACCCUCCUAAGCCGCUUGCUGCUCGAGCUGCACCACCGGGGUAACGCCAGCGGCCUGGGCCAGGGCCUGAGCAUGGGCAUGGGGGUCGUGCCUGACCCCUUCGUGGGCCGCGAGGUGACCAGCGCCAAGGGCGACGAUGCCUAUCUCUACAUCCUGCUCAUCAUGAUCUUUUACGCCUGCCUGGCCGGAGGCCUCAUCCUGGCCUACACCCGCUCCCGCAAGCUCGUCGAGGCCAAGGACGAGCCUUCCCAGGUCUGCGCCGAGCACGAGUGGGCCCCGGGAGGUGCUCCGGCCGCCGCCGACGCCGAGACUGCCGCUGGCUCACCGGCUGAGGGCCGCCGCCUGCUUGCCACCGGGGGGCUCCCUGCCCUCGCCCAGGGCGCCGAGGGGGUCUAGAACCACUGCCCCAACUUGCUCGUGCCUGCCUCAUCUCGCUUAUCCCAGGGCACAGCCCUGACACCAUGCUCCAGCCUUCUGGGAACUGAAUCCAGCAAAUCCAACACUUGGCAUUGAAUGAAGCAGUGAAGUCUAUCAAACUCUGGGCCGUCUAACUGGCAGCUACUCUAGGGGCCGCCGGGGACUGCUCACUCUGCAGAGCCAACAGGCUUGCCAUCACUGCCAGACCAGCCGCAGCAGUUCCAGCUUCCUGUUGCCUUAGGGACAGAAACAAAGAAAAUGAAGCGAUCUCAGGCAUCUUUUCCCUUCCUCCCUCUUUCAGCAGCGAGCUAGCAGGACACUGGGACCAGUCUGUGGCAGAGAAUGGACUUAAUAGGACUGAAGGGGGAGGGGAGCUUAAAAGGGAGGGAACACCUAUGACCCCAAAUGUAUGGUUUUCCUGCAUCCCCAGUUGUCACCCCAAAGGUAACUUGCCUGAUUUUUAGUAGCUUUGCCAUCUUCUGCUCUCAGUAGCCAUUACUGGGUGUAUCACCCCAAUACCUCCAUAUGCCUCUUCUAUAUUGAUUCAGUUGUUAUUGCAGCUGUCUACUUCUCAAUGGAUCAUGAGGCUCAGACAUUCCCUGCUCUGUAAUCCUGGGGAAUAUCAG